GUCACCGAAUCGACUGGCUACUGGCGCCGGGGCCGCGCAUGCGCUGCGCUGCCUCUCCCGGGCGCUGAUUCCUGAAUGCUGAGCGCGAACUCGAGGAGAUGAACCCUUUAACUAAGGUGAAGCUGAUCAACGAGCUGAAUGAACGAGAGGUCCAGCUUGGGGUGGCCGAUAAGGUAUCCUGGCACUCCGAGUACAAGGACAGCGCCUGGAUCUUCCUGGGAGGGCUUCCUUAUGAACUGACUGAAGGGGACAUCAUCUGUGUGUUCUCACAAUAUGGGGAGAUUGUUAACAUUAAUCUCGUGCGGGACAAGAAAACUGGGAAAUCCAAAGGAUUCUGUUUCCUCUGCUAUGAAGACCAGAGGAGCACAAUUCUGGCCGUCGACAAUUUUAAUGGGAUCAAGAUCAAAGGAAGAACUAUCCGAGUGGAUCAUGUAUCUAACUAUCGGGCUCCUAAAGACUCAGAAGAAAUGGAUGAUGUGACCAGACAGCUCCAGGAGAAGGGCUGUGGGGCUCAUACCCCCUCACCAAGUUUGUCUGAGAGCUCUGAAGAUGAAAAACCAACAAAAAAGCACAAAAAAGACAAAAAGGAAAAAAAGAAAAAAAAGAAAGAAAAAGAGAAAGCCGACCGGGAGGUACAGGCAGAGCAACCAUCCUCUUCGUCACCCAGACGCAAGACAGUAAAGGAAAAGGAUCACCCUGGCCCUAAGAAGCACAGCAGCAAGAACUCGGAGAGAGCUCAGAAGUCAGAGCCCAGGGAGGGGCAGAAGCUCCCCAAAUCCAAGAUGGCCUACUCUGGUGGAGCAGAGGACCUAGAGAGGGAGCUGAAGAAGGAGAAACCCAAGCACGAGCACAAGUCCUCAAGCAGACGGGAGGCAAGAGAAGAAAAGACCAGGAUUAGGGACAGAGGGCGGAGCUCAGAUGCACAUUCUAGCUGGUACAAUGGGCGUUCCGAAGGGCGUAGUCACAGAAGUAGAAGUAGGAGCCGAGAUAAAUCCCAUAGGCAUAAAAGGGCCCGGCGCUCCCGGGAGCGGGAGUCUUCGAAUCCCAGUGACCGUAGGCGUCACUGAAGACUGUUCAGCUGCUCAGUAGAUUUGGAAAUAAUUAUGUUUUUUAAAUGCAGUCAAAUUCAGUUGGGUUGUUACUAUUUUUGUAUCUAAAACUUCUGGGGCUGGAUUCUUUUAAUCCCUUGAGUAUUAGAGUCAUUGGAAGGGCUGCAGUUUCAACAGCUAGAUAUCGUGGAUAUUCUUUGCACCAUCCAUUGUCCCUGUACCAGAGUAUGUAUUGUGAAUUUUCGUUCAUAAAUAUGGCUCUUGAACCCAUAGACCCCAGUUGAAGAUGGAAUUUUCAGGAAAGGGAAAAUACCAGAUAAUUCUAGAAUUCUAGUCUUCCUGUUAGAUGUUUAUAGCCCAGCAUCUUGGGACCUUUCCAGUUACUAGGUUUGGACAGCUUGAUGUGAACGAAUGGGAUAGGAUUUUUAAAAUCAGCCAGCUCCAUGCCCAAACCCUCCUGUUUGCAGAACUUUUUAAUGUCUUUUUCAUUAAAACUUUUUUGUUUGAUAUGCCUCUUUCCACAUUUUUUCUUUGCAAUGUAUUUAUUAUUUAUUUGUAUUUAGGUGAAAUUCACAUAACAUAAAAACCAUUUUAAAGGGAACAAUUCGGUGGCAUUUGGUACUGAACAUCCACAGUGUUGUGUAACCAUUGCCUCUGUCUAGUUCCAAAACAUUUUUUAUCAUCCCAAAAUGGAACCCUGUACCCAUUAAAUAAGAACUCCCCAUUUCCUCCCUUCUCCUUGUCCCUAGCAACCACCAGUCGACUUCCUGUUUAUGGGUUUGCCUAUUCUGGAUCUUUCAUAAAAAUGGAAUUAUACAA
This is a messenger RNA of Symphalangus syndactylus (siamang), 1868 nucleotides long. It is a transcript of the gene RBMX2, whose product is annotated as RNA binding motif protein X-linked 2. Gene Ontology annotation, cellular component: catalytic step 2 spliceosome; U2 snRNP; precatalytic spliceosome. Gene Ontology annotation, molecular function: RNA binding. Lineage: Eukaryota; Metazoa; Chordata; Mammalia; Primates; Hylobatidae. The record is from RefSeq and is a predicted model, not a curated record. Gene Ontology annotation, biological process: mRNA splicing, via spliceosome.